AUGCCUGUCCCGACGCGAGUGCGGUACGAGAAGAAUAUUUGGGUCGCCGCGGGCGACGGCGACCUCGAGCGUGUGAGGGUGAGAUGCAUGCUAAUGCGUGCAGCGCUAUCGGCCAAUAUCCCUGACGAGAACACGUAUACGCCGAUGCAUGCCGCUGCUUCUUACGGACAGCUCCAUGUUCUCGACUACCUUGUCUCCAAAGGAGGGGACGUAAACAUCACCGACAACGACGGCGAUACACCAUUGUACGUAGUCGAGAACAUCGAGACCGCGCGUUGGCUCGUCGAACACGGGGCUACUGUCGAGAGGCAGAAUAGCGAGGGUAUCUCGCCGGCGCAAUACCUAGAGGAAGACUUCCCCGAGGUCGCCGCAUACCUUCACAGCCUAACAGCUACCACGGACCCAGCGUCAGCGGCAUCAUCUCUCACACAACCAUCACAGCACGCCCAAAACCUUGCGUCAGAACAUCUCACGUCGUCGCUCAUCCAGUCCGUGCAGGACGUAAUGCAGCGUGCUGAAGCCGAGGGGAGAAAUCCCGACGAAGAGCUUCGGCAGGUCGUGGGGAGGACAGUGCUGGAAGGAGUGGUUACUGGGUACGGUAUGAGCACACUGGGUGGGCAGCGGAGGGAAAAUGCCGAGGAUGGUCCGACAGAGGGUCCGAAGCGAACACGCAUGGAUGACGGGAACAACGGACAAGGUUGACGGGGCCCAUACGAAGCGAUGUUUUGCGCUUGUGCAGUUGAAGUUGUAGCAGUAGUUGCACCUAUAUGUAGCUGAACACAGAUACGCAGAUUCUGAGGACGCCCUCACCAGCGAUUUCCUGAGCGC
Messenger RNA from Fomitopsis serialis, 828 nucleotides. Its product is annotated as ankyrin repeat-containing domain protein. The coding region runs from base 1 to 702 and encodes 233 amino acids. Gene Ontology annotation, molecular function: protein binding. The transcript has 6 exons. NCBI's taxonomy places the organism in Eukaryota, Fungi, Basidiomycota, Agaricomycetes, Polyporales, Fomitopsidaceae. The record is from RefSeq and is a predicted model, not a curated record.